AUGUCUGAAUUUAAUUUUAAUCAACAUCGUCAACAAUUUAUCGAUAAUAUUAAUGAAACUCAUAAUGUUUUUAAUGAUUCUUUAGCUCUUAUCCAACAUUAUAAAGCAAUAAUUUCUACUUAUGAAACACAUAAUCAUUAUUUAGUAAAUCUAUAUAAUAGAGCUUACGAAUAUUUUGGCAUAUUUUGGGAAGUUUUUGUUGAAAAUAAUGAAGAUUAUGAUUAUUUUGAAAGAGAAGUAAUUAAUCAUAAUCCAGAAAAAGGUGAAGAAUUAGUUGAAAUUAAGGAAAAAACUAAAGAAAAUGUUGAUAGAAACUUAAACUUCAAUAGACAAACUAUCAUUUCAAUAAGUAAUGAUGAUGAUAGUACAUGUAGUUGUAUUGAAUAUAGAGGUAGUUGUGAGGAUUGUUUUCUUAAAAAGUUUAAAUCUGAAUAUGAUUCAGAAGAUAAUUUUGAUUAUAAUGAGUAUAAUGAAGCUUAUCAUAACAUCUUUAAUGAUGAAGAGAGAGAAUAUAAUGAAAAUUAUCAUACUGCCAAUACGAAUAAUUUUAAUUAUGAAAGUGAUAAUGAUGG
Messenger RNA from Cetraspora pellucida, 572 nucleotides. The record is from the annotation of a GenBank genome assembly. Lineage: Eukaryota; Fungi; Glomeromycota; Glomeromycetes; Diversisporales; Gigasporaceae.